UGGGUUGUGUUUACGGCUCUGCUGCUGGUCUGUGCCAUGUUCUGUCAAACCUCUGUGGAAUAAAAACAAAAAAAGUCUUUUGCGGAAAUAGGAUUGGCUGUUCGACCAGGCUCGGGUGCAGCCUACCAAUCAGAGCAAAGAAGCGUGAUAAAAUCAGCCAAUCCUAGCGCAGGAGGUGGGAUUUGUUCAGAAUACAGGUGAUUCAGCUCACUGAGUGUCAUUCAUGAGUGCGUCCGGCUUGGUCUAGCAGUCAUGGAUGACAUGGCCUCCGUGGGGAAAAUUAGUGCCUCCUCUGAAUCUGUGUCCACCCUCAACAGUGAGGACUUUGUCCUGGUGUCCCGCCUUGGGGACGAGACCCCGUCCACUAAUAACGGCAGUGACGAUGAAAAAACAGGCCUGAAGGUGAUUUCUGAGGAAGGGGUCAGCUUUAAGAUUGUGGGGAACGGCAGUGAGCAGCAGUUGCAGAGGGAGCUCGAGGAUGUGCUGAUGGACCCGUCGGUGGCUGACGUGACUCCCGGGUCAGAACAGGUGGAUGGGGGUGAUCAGGGCUACCCCACCACUGCGGCCCCACCACAACCCUGUCCUGCACUCCAGAAACUGGAGAUAGUGCUGCCGGUUCAGGGAGCUCAGCAGGACCAGGGCUUGGCGAUGAGUCCGGGGACGCCGCUGCUGGACGAGGACAGCGUGGUCUUCAGUAAGCUGACGUAUUUGGGCUGUGCGUCAGUUAACGCCCCUCGCAGUGAGGUUGAGGCACUGCGUAUGAUGAGCAUUCUUCGCAGCCAGUGCCAGCUGCCCCUUGAUGUCACUCUCUCCGUACCUGGAGUUUCUGAGGGAACCGUUAGGUUGUUAGACCCUCAGAGUGGGACCGAGAUCUCUAACUAUCCCAUCUAUAAGAUCCUGUUCUGUGUUCGGGGUCACGAUGGGACACCAGAGAGCGACUGUUUCGCCUUCACCGAAAGCCACUACAACACCGAGAUCUUCCGUAUCCAUGUCUUCCGCUGCGAGAUCCAAGAAGCGGUCAGCAGAAUACUCUACAGCUUUGCCACUGCCUUUCGGCGGUCAGCCAAUAAGGCGUCGCUCACCGCUCAGGCUCCGCCUCUUACGCCGGACAGUGACGUUUUCACCUUCACCGUCAGCCUGGAGAUCAAAGAGGAUGAUGGGAAAGGCACCUUCAGCGCCGUGUCGAAGGACAAGGACAGACAGAGCUUCAAGCUUCGUCCUGGGAUGGACAAGAAGAUCGUCAUCUACGUCCAGCAGACGUCCAACAAAGAGCUGGCCAUCGAGAGGUGUUUCGGCCUUCUCUUGAGCCCAGGGAAGAAUGUGAGAAACAGUGACAUGCACUUAUUAGACCUGGAGUCGAUGGGAAAGAGUUCAGAUGGUAAAUCUUACAUCAUUACUGGGAGCUGGAAUCCCAACACUCCUCAAUUUCAGGCUGUCAAUGAGGAGACACCUAAAGAUAAGUUCAUGUACAUGACGACGGCGGUGGAUUUGGUGAUCACAGAGGUGGAGGAGCCGGUGCGCUUCCUGCUGGAGACACGUGUGAGGGUGUGUCCACCCACUGACCGGCUCUUCUGGCCUUUCAGCAAGCGCAGCUACACCGAGACCUUCUAUUUAAAACUGCGACAGCUGGAGAGGAAGAGUAACACAGACACGCUGUACGAGGUGGUGAGUUUGGAGAGCGAGACCGAGAGAGAGAAGAAGAAGACGACGGCGAGUCCCGGGAUCCUGCCCUCCGCUUCACACGGCUCCAUGGCGCCCUCACCUCCUGAGGAUGACGAGGAGGAAGACAAUGAUGAGCCACUGCUGAGCGGUUCUGGAGACGUCUCUAAAGAGUGCGCUGAGAAGAUUCUGGAGACAUGGGGAGACCUGCUGUCCAAAUGGCACAUGAACCUGGCUGUACGGCCCAAACCACUCCCGGCGCUCGUCCGCAGCGGUAUCCCCGAAGCCCUCAGGGGAGAGGUGUGGCAACUCCUGGCUGGUUGCCAUAACAACGACCAUCAGGUGGAGGAGUACCGCACGCUUAUUACGAAGGAAUCACCUCAGGACAGUGCCAUCACUCGAGAUAUUAACCGCACAUUUCCAGCACACGACUACUUUAAAGACACAGGAGGGGACGGUCAGGACUCGCUAUAUAAGAUCUGUAAGGCCUACUCUGUGUACGAUGAAGAGAUCGGCUACUGUCAGGGCCAGUCCUUCCUGGCCGCCGUGCUGCUGCUUCAUAUGCCGGAAGAACAGGCAUUUAGUGUUCUGGUGAAGAUCAUGUUUGACUACGGUCUCAGGGAACUCUUCAAGCAGAACUUUGAAGACCUACACUGCAAGUUCUUCCAGUUGGAGAGACUCAUGCAGGAAUACAUUCCAGAUUUGUACACACACUUCUUAAGUAUAGGUUUGGAAGCGCACAUGUACGCCUCCCAGUGGUUUCUCACCCUCUUUACAGCCAAGUUCCCUCUCUACAUGGUGUUCCACAUCAUCGACCUGCUCCUGUGUGAGGGAAUCAGUGUCAUAUUUAAUGUAGCACUGGCAUUACUGAAGACGUCGAAGGAUGACCUUCUGCAGGCUGACUUUGAGGGAGCUCUGAAGUUCUUCCGUGUGCCUGUGCCCAAAAGGUACCGCUCUGAAGAGAACGCCAAGAAGCUCAUGGAGCUCGCGUGUAGCAUGAAGAUCAGUCAAAAGAAGCUGAAGAAGUACGAGAAAGAGUAUCACACAAUGCGAGAGCAACAAGAACAGCAAGAGGCCCCUAUCGAGAGAUAUGAGAGGGAGAACCGACGGCUACAGGAAGCCAACAUGCGUCUGGAGCAGGAGAAUGAUGAUCUCGCUCAUGAGCUGGUCAGCAGUAAGAUCUCCCUGAGGAAGGACCUGGACAAUGCAGAGGAGAAGGCCGACGCCCUCAACAAAGAGCUCCUCAUCACGAAACAGAAACUGAUUGACUCCGAGGAUGAGAAGAGACGGCUGGAGGAUGAAGCAGCGCAGCUGAAAGAGAUGUGCCGAAGAGAGCUGGACAAGUCGGAGUCAGAGAUCAAAAAGAACGGAUCCAUCAUCGGAGAAUACAAACAGAUCUGCUCCCAGCUGAGUGAGCGACUGGAGAAACAGCAGACGGCUAAUAAACGAGAGCUGGAGAAGAUCCGGAUGAAGGUGGAGGGCUGUGAGAAGUGCAGCGUGCUCUUCGGUAAAGAGGGCCGGCUGAAGACUCUGAGGGCUCCUAAAGAGCUGAGCGAGGACGAGACUGAUGAGGAGAAAGAAGCUCUGCAGGUGCAGCUCAGAGAGAUGGAGCUGGAACUCGCUCAGACCAAACUGCAGCUGGUGGAGGCUGAGUGCAAGAUCCAGGAUUUGGACCAUCAUUUGGCUCUGGCCCUCAACGAAGUCCAAGCGGCUAAAAAGACCUGGUUCAACCGAACUUUAAGCUCCAUUAAAACAGUGACAGGAGCUCAGGGCAAAGAGACCACCUAAUAUCACCUCUCUCUCUCUCUCUCUCUCUCUCUCUCUCUCUCUCUCUCUCUCUCUCUCUCUCUGUGUGUGAACCGAACAAACCUUUUUUUUUUCUUUGUAAAAAAAUCCAGAUCUUUGCAUAGAGUGAAAACAAAACACACAGAAUAUACUAAAGCAGAGGAGGCUUUAGCACUAGGCUUUAUACUACUGACACACACACACACACACACACAAACACACACACACACACAAACACACACACACAAACCAUUAACACCACACUCAAGCUACUGUCCUACUCCAGACUACUUGCACAAAAACAAAACCACAAACUAACAAACAGCCUUCUUUUGGGAAGACGAGCUUUUAUAAUUUCCGUUUGAUGAUGAAUUUAUGUAAGUGUAUAGGAUUAGUGUGUGUGUGUGUGUGUGUGUGUGUAAAAGACCCUUGUGCCAUUGACUGAGUGACCGAACAUGACAGGGACAAAAGUAAAGAAGCACAUUUAUAUAAAAGACAAAAGUAAUGGCACCCCUCGUUAGCUACUCCAGACUUUCCUGUAAUUAGCGACGUACUAAUGAGGGGAGGAGCAAUGGUCUGAGAGCAUGAGGGAAAGAAAAAAAUAGAGGCUUGUGUUAAAGAGAAGUAGCACCUUUAAGGAUUAAAGGUCAGGAUUAAUAAAUCAGAAUAUUUAUCCUCCAUAUUUAUUAAAUACUCACUAAGAGGAGAGCUUCGGCUCUCACGCUGUAAAAAGGAGAAGAGAGAAAGAGAGAGCAAUGUUUCAUUUCAAAAAUAUGGGCCAACCAAUCAGGAACAAGGAGGCGUGUUUAGUUAAGGAAAAGCUCCGCCUCUAAAGUAGGCAUAUGAUUGUUUAAUCGCUAAUACACACUUUGAUGAGUUGAAAGCUAGCACGCUAGUUUGAUGCUAGCUUGAUCCCUUUUUUUAGCAUUAGCAUUACCGUUAUCUUCGUUGGAUCGGGGCUCGUCAGAGAGCUGCGUCCUGAAGCACUUAUUGAGCGUGUGUGUGAGUGUGUGUGUGUGUGUGUGUGUGUGUGUGUGUGAGUGAGAGAGAAGGCUGUGUAAAGAACACUCUGUGGGUUUUUAGGUUUUUGCACCUUACAGACAUAUUUAUAACGGACGCGCGCUUGAGUUUGACGUCACAGGAAUCCCCUUUUUUCUCUCUCGUGUUGAAAGAUAAAUAAAAAGCGGGGGUCAUUCCAUGAGGCACUGGCGGCUUGUACAUAAGAAGCAUUAAAGGGUUUUGUUUG
Messenger RNA from Hemibagrus wyckioides, 4690 nucleotides. Its product is annotated as rab GTPase-activating protein 1. The record is from RefSeq and is a predicted model, not a curated record. The transcript is spliced from 28 exons. The coding region runs from base 253 to 3447 and encodes 1064 amino acids. NCBI's taxonomy places the organism in Eukaryota, Metazoa, Chordata, Actinopteri, Siluriformes, Bagridae.